Messenger RNA from Alternaria atra, 2148 nucleotides. RefSeq lists its product as uncharacterized. Bases 1 to 2148 code for a protein of 715 amino acids. Gene Ontology annotation, cellular component: nucleus. Gene Ontology annotation, molecular function: zinc ion binding; sequence-specific DNA binding; DNA-binding transcription factor activity, RNA polymerase II-specific. The transcript is spliced from 3 exons. The record is from RefSeq and is a predicted model, not a curated record. Gene Ontology annotation, biological process: positive regulation of transcription by RNA polymerase II; DNA-templated transcription. Lineage: Eukaryota; Fungi; Ascomycota; Dothideomycetes; Pleosporales; Pleosporaceae.
AUGUCUACCGAAGCAGCAUCCAGCAACACGGCACCCCGGAAGCGGGGCCUUGACGUUGCGCCAGCCAGCAACAAUACAAGGCAACGGUUGGUCAAAGUCACGAGAGCAUGCGAUGUAUGCAAGGCGAGGAAGUCAAAAUGCUCCGGCGACCAGCCGUGCGAGACCUGUAAUCGCCGGGGCUUGACCUGCCAGUAUGAAGCCCCCUACACGCGAGGCAAGGUAGUCUCCCCGCGCCCAGUAUACCCAGCAGCUGGCAGUGCUCAGCAGCCUACGUCGGCACCAGCCUAUCCUCAUGCUAUACUCAGCGUCGCACCAAGUAUGACUGUCGUCGGCGAUGAGAUGGAUCCUCCGUCACGGGCUUCUCCUGGGCUCGAGGUAGCUGGCCAGUACUCAGACUCAACCUCUGGUCUCUCAUUCUUGAAUCGUGCUUGGCGGCGCAUCUCCAACAAGGAAAGCAGCCAGGUUGUAAGUGGACAGCUAGGUUCUGCGGAAGACCGCCAGCUACUUAUGAGUGCAGGCGACAAGCCCUUCCUAGAGACCGGAGAAAUACAGAUGCCAUUGCUAGAUCGAAGUCGCCAGCUUCUUCAUCUGUAUUUUGACGUGUGUAUUGCAACGUAUCGGCUAUUGCAUAGACCUACAGUCGAAUCUUGGCUGGAAAUUGUGUCUGAGAAUGCAAAGCAGCAUCGAGCACUCUUCCAUGAUCUUGGUCGCCCCAAGACUGCAGCAGUGUUGUCUGUAUUGGCUAUCGCAUCAUUCCAUGAAGAGAAAGCGGGCGGAGACAUCGGUUCAUCACCAGUGACCCAAGCCGACACGCAGUCACAGAGCGAUAUGCUAUUCAUAGAGGCUUCGCGUCUGACCCAAGCCGAAACUGGUAUCCCAAAGCUCGAGUCUGCUCAGUGCAGGCUUAUACAGGUUUUAUAUCUUCUCAUGUCAUGUCGCUUUAAUCAGGCAUGGUAUACAUUUGGCCAUGCUUUGCAGAUUAUCUCGGCUUUAGGCCUACAUCGAAGAGACGAUCGGAAACGUCAAGCAACCGCCACCAAACGGGAUUACAUCGAUGAACAGUGCAGGAAACGCACGUUUUGGGUAGCCUACACUCUAGACAAGUAUCUUGGCGUUAUCUUCGGCCGGCCCAGGCACUACCACGAUGAAGAUAUCGACCAAGAUUUCCCUGCCGCUGUGAACGAUGAAGAUAUGACCAGUGCUGGCCCAAAUGCUAAGAACACAGAUGAUUGCCAUAUAGAGUCGCUAGUAUAUCAUGCGCGGCUGGCACAAAUUGCCGAAAAGAUAUCGCGAGAAGUCUACUCGAUAAAGCCAGUGCCAGAUCAGAUUCGGCUUGCGGCCUCUCAUCGCCUAGGGGCAGAGCUACGCCAGUGGAAGGCGUCGCUUCCACCCUUCCUGGGUGCCGUCAACCCUAGCAGUCUAAUUCCGACAUUUCGAAGACAGGCGACUGCACUCAAGUUGUCCUACUGCCAUGCUGUGAUUCUAGCCCAUCGUCCGUUUCUCCUGAAGAACGCUAGGCGUAGUAAUGCUGAGAUGCAUAUCCUCGCAAAAGACUGCCUCGCAGAGUGUCUUGCAGCUGCACGAUCAGUAUUGGAAGCAGUCGAUCGUAUGGCUCGGGAGGGUCGUUUGUUUCACGCGUUUUGGUGGACUCACUAUGUGUGUUUCUGCGCUUUAGUUGUGGUGUAUGUGUGGGCUAUCCAACAGAGCACCCACGGUACAGCCUCGGCUGAAGACCCCCACGGGAUUUUAGAUCAAGCUGAGAGCUGUCUGCAACACCUCGCCCAGGCAACAGCGACGAACUCGCCCUCGCGACGAUACAGCAUCAUCUUACAGGAACUUCGCACUGAAGCAAAGAGAAAAGCAGCAAGGUCACGUCAAGAGCAGGUACAUGCAUCAUCGGCUACCGCGGAUGCUGGAGCUUCCGUGGCGUUAGGUGACGACGCGAUACGAGAAUCUCGUUCUGAUUCCGCUUUGCAGGCCUUGCAGCCGAUUUUUGGUAGUAGCCCAAUGGACGUGACUACACCAGGGCUGCAAAACUUCCUGGACGACUGGCAAACGACCGACUGGCUUGACCUUGAUGCCUCCGCUUUUGGCCCUUUCCCUGAAGUGGAUGAUCUGGAGAUCGCUUGGAUGAACAAUAUCUCUUGA